Messenger RNA from Anguilla rostrata (American eel), 2293 nucleotides. RefSeq names its product prenylcysteine oxidase 1 (gene pcyox1). The transcript has 7 exons. The record is from RefSeq and is a predicted model, not a curated record. Gene Ontology annotation, molecular function: prenylcysteine oxidase activity. Bases 273 to 1802 code for a protein of 509 amino acids. Gene Ontology annotation, biological process: prenylated protein catabolic process; prenylcysteine catabolic process. Lineage: Eukaryota; Metazoa; Chordata; Actinopteri; Anguilliformes; Anguillidae.
UUCCAAAGGGGUUCUAUACGCUUCAUUGGAAAACGAGUUGUAGUCUCGCAAGCUUAUCUGUGCGGACAUUGGAUCUUGGCUAAUGUUGACAAUUCACUAGCUACUAUCUGCAGACUUGUAUGAACUCUACUUACAGAUCGUGUGCGCCGUUAAGUUAACGCCGUGUUUGUUUCUGGAGACGGUCAGUAUUGUUUAGAAAUGAAAACGCUUUGACAAAACGACUACUUACAAAGAUGCCUAUAUUUUUAAAUGAGUGCCAGGCCUAACCCAGGAUGAUGUUUAGAACUUUGCCAGCCAGAACACUCCUGUUCUUGGGGCUGUGUCUCACCGGGCGUCGAGGCUUGGCAUCGGCCCCUGAGCUAAAGGAACCUCCGAAGAGAAUAGCGGUGGUCGGGGGAGGCAUCGGGGGCACUGCUACGGCCUACUACCUGCGGCAGGAGUUCGGGACGGGGGUGAAGAUCGACCUGUUUGAGCCCGGGACCGUGGGAGGGCGCCUGGCCACGGAGGAGAUCGGGGGGGCCGAGUACGAGACGGGGGGGUCUGUCAUACACCCCCUCAACCUGCACAUGAAGCACUUUUUGGAAAAGCUGGGCCUGUCCCAGCGAAAGGAUGUCCCCUCCAAAAUGGCCAUUUUCGACGGCGAGCAGCUGAUCUUCGAGGAGAGCGACUGGUUCAUCGUCAACUUCCUGCGCAUACUCUGGCGAUACGGGUUUAACUUCCUGCGCAUGCAAAUGUGGGUGGAGGGCAUCUUGGACAAAUUCAUGAGGAUCUACCAGUAUCAGCAGUUUGGCUACUCCUUCUCCAGCGUCAAAUCGCUCCUGCAUGCAAUGGGCGGGGAUGACUUCCUCCUCCUGGCCAAUCAGACACUGGAGGAGGCCAUGCUGGGGGCGGGGUUCUCUCAGAGCUUCCUGAACGAGAUCGUGGUGCCCGUGGCCCGGGUCAACUACGGCCAGAGCGUCCGCAUCAACGGCUUCGUGGGGGCAGUGUCUCUGGCAGGGGCAGAUUCGGGCCUGUGGGCAGUGGACGGGGGUAAUAAGAGGAUUUGCUCUGGACUGCUGUACCACAGUAAGGCAGAGUUGAAACCAGCGCGGGUUACCGCCAUCUCCAGCAAACAGCGCCCCCUGAAGGCUGGGGGUGUGGUCUCUCUGUAUGAGGUCAGCUAUGUUGGGGAUUCUGGUUCCGCCCACUCCCUUUAUGACAUCGUGAUUGUUGCUGCACCCCUCCACCAGGGCCUCUCCGAGAUCUCCUUCCACGGCUUCAACCCGCCCAUCCCCUCCCACUUCUCUGGCCGAUAUCAGCAGACGGUGACCACUCUGGUGCACGGCCUCCUCAACACCUCCUUCCUGGGGGUCACCGACCCCCCCUCGGAGUUCCGGGUGUCCGAAGUCCUGACCAUGGAGCACAAGGACUCGGUCAUCCACAGCCUGAGCUCCAUCGACCCGGUCCAGAUCCCAGCCGGCUACUCCCGCCCUCCUGCCAGCCUCCCCAAAGUGUGGAAGAUCUUCUCGCCCCAGCCCCUGACCGAGGCACAGCUCUCCAGCAUCUUCCUGUCCCGGGACACCGUGCGGGAGAGGCGGUGGCUGGCGUACCCCUUGUACGGCCGGCCCCUCAGGAAGACGCCCCCGUUCGUCCUGCACGAGCGUCUGUACUACCUGGGCGCGGUGGAGUGGGCGGCCAGCGCCAUGGAGAUGAGCGCCAUCUCCGCCCGCAACGUGGUGCUGCUGGCGCACCACCGCUGGCACGGCCAGCAGGCCAGAAUCGACCAGGAGGACCUGCACGUGCGGCUCAGGAGCGAGCUUUAGGGAGCGGGGGGGGGGGUCUCAAAACUGGGAUUGAGAAGCCCACAAGCUGGGGUCUCAGGACUGGGCUUGAGAAGCCCACACGCUGGGGUCUCAGGACUGGGAUUGAGAAGCCCACACGCUGGGGUCUCAGGACUGGGAUUGAGAAGCCCACACGCUGGGGUCUCAAAACUGGGAUUGAGAAGCCCACACGCUGGGGUCUCAAAACUGGGAUUGAGAAGCCCACACGCUGGGGUCUCAGGACUGGGAUUGAGAAGCCCACACGCUGGGGUCUCAAAACUGGGAUUGAGAAGCCCACACGCUGGGGUCUCAGGACUGGGAUUGAGAAGCCCACACGCUGGGGUCUCAGGACUGGGAUUGAGAAGCCCACACGCUGGGGUCUCAGGACUGGGUUUGAUUUGGAAUGCACUAUACGGUGGUGGCAUGCUUCUGCAGUCCUUCUCCUGUCUACUAUUUUUAUAUUUUUUCAUUACAAUAAAUGUUGAUGUAACAAA